CCGGCCUCUCCCGGCCUCCCCCGCUCCAGCGCGGUGGUUCCUCCCUGCGCAUGCCAGUUGCUCCUGCGGAGAAGGAGGAACCCUUUUCGCCAUGAGCUCCGAGGACGAGCAGAAGCGGCGCUUGAUCCGCCAGCGGAUUCGGGAUUUCCCGGACUUUCCGUCGCCCGGGGUCCUUUUCCGGGACAUCAGCCCCAUGUUGAAGGACCCCGUGGCAUUCAAAGCAGCGAUCGACCUGCUGGAGUCCUACAUCACAGCCUCCCACAAGAACAUCGACUACAUCGCAGGCCUCGAUUCCCGUGGCUUCCUCUUUGGGCCAGUUUUGGCCCAGAGGUUGGGGGUUGGAUUCCUGCUCAUCCGCAAGAAAGGGAAGCUCCCGGGAGCCACUGAAUCCAUGUCCUAUGCGCUGGAAUACGGCAAGGCGGAACUGGAAGUCCAGAAGGACGCGGUGGAGCCAGGACAGAAAGUCAUCAUAGUUGAUGAUCUGCUGGCAACGGGAGGUACCAUGAGAGCCGCCUGCGAGCUGAUGACAAAGCUGCAGGCCGACAUCUUGGACUGCCUGGUGCUGAUCGAGCUGAGCUUCCUCAAAGGUGUAGAAGCCCUGAAGCCCUUCCCCCUCUACUCGCUCUUGCAAUUCCACUGAGGCCUGGAGUUAGUCCUCCCUGCAACUCCCCUCCUCCACCCUCCAAUUUCCAAAUCCUAAACUUCCCAAGGGGGGGUCGGGGUGCAACUUCUUUGCAUGCUGGCCAAACCUUGAGCAAUCCGGAAAGUGCUGAGUGUGGUUCCUUACAUGGUGAAACGGCGCACCGAGUACUUCCAAGUACGAUUUGGAACCUACACCAAGGGCAGGCAGAGGUCUUUGGCAAUAUAGCCCCGCUGGUUGUAGCUGGAGCGCGUGUGGAUGUGUUCCAGAGAAGGAUGGGCCCGCGGCCUGCAGAAAGCCAGUUGGCUGAGUGGGCCUUAAGCAACCCAGCCACAAAACCAUGUUGACUUCACUCUUAAUGCCCCAGAUUUGAGUUCAGUCGAGCGAAUGUUCCUGGCAUUCCCACUUCGAUUAGGCCAGCUGUAGUAGAGACUCUGUGUGUCCGCCUGCAUAGUUUGGAUUACUUACUAGGGAAGGAGGUGCUUUUUCCUAGCUGCCCUGCAAGGGGAGGGUUGUAUUUUGUGGCUCCUCCUCACUCUACCCUAGACGUCAGCUGGAAGGAAUGAACACUUCUGUAAAACUAUUCGCUAUUAAAGACGCACUGCUCUU
Molecule: messenger RNA, 1249 nt
Organism: Pseudonaja textilis
Lineage: Eukaryota; Metazoa; Chordata; Lepidosauria; Squamata; Elapidae
Gene: APRT
Product: adenine phosphoribosyltransferase
Biological process (GO): adenine salvage; AMP salvage
Cellular component (GO): cytoplasm
Molecular function (GO): adenine phosphoribosyltransferase activity; AMP binding; adenine binding
Source: RefSeq, a predicted model, not a curated record